AUGUCUUUUCUUCGACGGUUCUCCACUUUCCGGCCUGUGUUGUCGCACGUUGGGUCUUCGCCCGUGUCGUUGGCCCCGCAGGUCGAGUUCGAGUUCAUGGACCUGCUGGUUCCGAAGUAUGUGCCCAAGGGCGCGAAAUCCAUGAAGCUGAACAAGCUCGUCACUGUUAAAGGUCCAAAGGGAGCAGUGGACAUCGUGCUUCCAAGCUUUGUGAAGCUCAACAAGGAAGGUGACAAGGUCGACGUCCGUGUGGAACAGCCUCAGGACAAGUUGCAAAAACAACUGUGGGGAACAAUGCGUGCGCUAUUGAAUAACGGCGUUGUUGGAGUCACCGAGGGUCACACCUCUACACUCAAAUUCCAGGGAACAGGAUACCGUGCGAUGUUGGAGGAGGUUGACGGGGUGAAAUGGGUCAAGAUGAAGAUCGGAAAGUGCGACUUGCAAGGUCUGCCGGUUCCGGAAGGCAUCACUGUCACGGCUCCUACACAAACGCUAUUGAUACUAGAAGGAUGUGACAAGCAAAAGUUGAAUCUUUUCGCUGCAAAACUUAGAAACAUGCAUCCACCAGAAAGAUACAAGGGAAAGGGAAUCUACCUCAAUGGCGAGACCAUCAAGCUGAAGGACAAGAAGGUGAAAUGA
Ogataea philodendri is the source of this 639-nucleotide messenger RNA. RefSeq lists its product as uncharacterized. Gene Ontology annotation, cellular component: ribosome; mitochondrial large ribosomal subunit. Gene Ontology annotation, biological process: translation. The transcript has a single exon. The record is from RefSeq and is a predicted model, not a curated record. Gene Ontology annotation, molecular function: rRNA binding; structural constituent of ribosome. The coding region runs from base 1 to 639 and encodes 212 amino acids. Lineage: Eukaryota; Fungi; Ascomycota; Pichiomycetes; Pichiales; Pichiaceae.